Molecule: messenger RNA, 2044 nt
Organism: Archocentrus centrarchus (flier cichlid)
Lineage: Eukaryota; Metazoa; Chordata; Actinopteri; Cichliformes; Cichlidae
Gene: rflnb
Product: refilin B
Exons: 3
Coding region: 381-992 (203 amino acids)
Biological process (GO): negative regulation of chondrocyte development; actin filament bundle organization; skeletal system morphogenesis
Cellular component (GO): actin filament bundle
Molecular function (GO): filamin binding
Source: RefSeq, a predicted model, not a curated record
UGAAGAGGAGCCGCGGGCAGCGGGACUACCUCAGUCUUUCUCAGCUUUGCACAGGAAUAAAUCUGCUCGGAUCUCUUUAAAUACUUUCACUGUGGAGACAGCUUAAAGUGGCUGGGGUUUUUGAGACGUUAAGAUAAAUAAGUUUGAAAGCUUGAGUUUCUGGCUUUUGGGGGGUGAGAAACUGAUUUACCUCCUGCUUGAUGACUUUUCCAGCGUGCAGCCGUGAAUGCUGUCCGGGAAGAGCUUAGCAGCAACACCGCGGGACUUUGCAACUAAAUAAUUGAAAAAAAGAAGAAGAAUACGAGGAACUACAUACUGGAAGUAAUCUUCUUUCGUAACCUGCCUCUUACUCGCUGGGAUUUUGCAACUUUUAACUAGAAAUGGUUGGCAGUUUGAACUUGCCAAAUGUAUGUGAAGGAGAUCCUCUGGAUAUGAGUUGCAGGGCUGAAAGAGGACUUGAUAGCCCGGACUCUGGCUUACCUCCGAGUCCGAGCCCCAGCGCCUGGCUGCUGCCUGUGGCCGCAGAGAAAGCCGGUGGAGUGAACUCUGUGUCCGAAGACGAGGGAAGGGCUUGCCUGGUUCCAGCUUUACCUGCUGGAUCUUUCCCACAGCUACACCCGCUGUCCUUUGGGGAAGGCAUAGCACUUGAUCCAUUACCACCAAAGGAAAUGAGAUACACCUCUUCAGUGCACUAUGACUCAGACCGCCACUUCAUCCAGGAUGUUACCCUGGAGCCGUUGGGCCAAGGCCUUGAACACUGCAGGCAGACCAUCAUGGCUAUGUCCAACAGCACCUGGCGCCACUACAUGACACAGCUGGAGUUUCAGCCUCGCCACCGUGCCCAGCGGUUCAAGAGCACCACCAUCAUCUACCCCAAGAAAGCCAGCACUGUCUAUACCACAGAGCUGAGCUACGACUGUCACCGACUGUCCAGGCGUUUCCUCUCCAGCGUAGAGCUGGAUGUGGCGGGCCACGGAAAGUUACCUCAGUGAGAGUGGAAUUGGGGGGGGCAGAUGGCCGGGGACAUUCUCUUGGCCCCUAAACUGGUGCUCCCUAAAGGCUAGCCACCACUGACCUGCUGUCUUGUCUUUUUUAGCACUUAUGUAGUCUCCUAUCCUUUUAAGAACUCAUCCCAAGCUGUGGGCAGGAAGUAUAUGUGACAUGUUACGGAGAACAAAGGAGGUAAGACAUGGUUUGAACGGAUUUAAUCUUCAGUCCAUGUCUUGACAUGUUUAUAUCCUUGCCGCUGAAUGAAAGUCUCCUCUGGCAUGGGUAUUAUUUUGAAUGCUUCAGGUUGUAGCUGGUUAAAAUGUUUCCAGAGUUAUGAUGAUGCAUUGUUUUUAUCAGCUGUAAAAAUGACUAAUAUGGACCAAAAUGAGGACAAUGCAUAUUUUGCUCUCAGCAAAACUCUCCCUGUGUUGCAUUAAGCUGGUCAAGCAUGAACAGUGACUUCUUUUAAAACAGAUUUAAAAGCAAACAGGCCUCCCUCAGUUCAUGUAGUUUGCUGUAAUCAAAGAGUGGAGCACCUUUAACACUGCUGAGGGUGUUCAAGGAGUGGAAGAGCAGUUAAAUACUUUGUAUUUAAUAUAAAAAAAAAAAAUUCUAAGAAAUCACUAACUUAUCCACACUGUACAAAUUGUUAUGUGUUUUGUUUGUUCACAAGGGGUUUUUCUUUUAUUUGUGCACAGCACACAGCUUAAGCUCUUCAAACCUUCCCUCUAGCCACUGUUAAUGGCUGCAGUUAAUUUUCUAUUAUGUAAAUGUUGAUAGAUUAAGGCUGUUCAUAAUCAUGUGUAAGCUUAAACUGAUUAAACAGGUAGUAUAGAUGAAUCAUGAGUGUGGAGUUUACUGAGAGGAUGCUUGGUUGGAAUACUUUACUAGCUUACUGGUCAAAGUAACGAGCUGCAUUUCCCUGCUAUACCUUUUAGUUGUGACUUGAUUUGAACUUGUAUUUAUUCUGUUGAUGUUUUAGAUCUGAGAUUUUUAUCAGCUGAUUAAAUGAAUCUCGGUAAAUGUGGCGGUUUUUUUUUUUUUUUUUUUUUUU